CAGGACAAAGCUGCUUUUGCCCUCCUGCCACGGUUGAGUGAGGAGGCAGUUUCGUUUUUAUCCGAAGCUUGUCUGAAGAUUCUCUACUUGCUCUUUCAGCUGGAUAUGUGACGCUCAUUUAAAACUCAUAAGUUAAAGAAACAACUAAGUAUUCCCUCUUUGGGAUGAGGUGAACUAAUGCCGGACAAGAAUGGCUGAUUGACUGUAAUACAACCAAGGAUUAACAGCAGUCAGCAGUCCAGUUCUUACCCGACAACAUUUACAAAGAAACGCUGUAUAAAAUUGAGCACCAUGGCUAAAGGGAAGAAGGGUGGAUCAAAGGGCAAAAAAAUCACCCUGAAAAUGGCCAAGAAAGCCCUCAAGGUGACACCCGAGGGAAAACGGCGUCUCGAUCUCAGCAACAUGGGUAUUGACACCUUUCCAAAAUGUCUCCUGAAACUGACUGACCUGGAGGAGGUGGACCUGAGCCGCAAUCAGCUGAAGAGCAUUCCAGAUUUCAUUGGCCAGUUCAUUGGCGUGCUCUGGCUUGAUCUGCACAGCAACUACAUUGAGCAACUGCCGAAAAGCAUCGGACAGCUGGAGUCUCUGUGUCACCUCAACCUGUGCAACAACAGCCUGGACUCAGACGGUUUACCCGCUGACAUUGGAAACCUGAGGAACCUGCAGACGCUCAACCUGGGUAUGAACCGACUCACCGUUCUUCCACCCACUAUGGCUGCUCUGACCAACCUGAGAGAGCUGGGCUUGUUUGACAACAUGCUCACUGUGCUUCCCGAAUGCAUCCGCACGCUGCCCAACCUGAAAAAAAUCAACACCAAACGCAACCCCAUAGCCUAUGCUCAGAGAGACGCCAAAGACACAAAAGCAACUGCCGGCCUGUAUUUGGUUAGGGAGGAAGAUCUGUGUAAGCUUUGUCUGGAGAAAUGUAGGGAGGAAAGGCAGAGACAGGAAAGAAAACAGCUUUCAGAUCAGUAUCAAAGGAGAGGUAGAUUUUCAGGGCUGAUCACACCGAAUUCAGUGGCACGGAGCAAUCAGGAGCUGUGGCACUAGACUUCAUGCUGCUCUAUUUACUAAAGCAACUAAAUGGCAUAAUGUUGGCUAUGUUGCAUUUUAUUUUGACAUUUUAUGACUAAAUUAAAAAUACACUAUCCACAACCCA
Ictalurus punctatus (channel catfish) is the source of this 1159-nucleotide messenger RNA. RefSeq names its product leucine rich repeat containing 18a (gene lrrc18a). The record is from RefSeq and is a predicted model, not a curated record. Lineage: Eukaryota; Metazoa; Chordata; Actinopteri; Siluriformes; Ictaluridae. The transcript is spliced from 2 exons. Gene Ontology annotation, molecular function: protein binding. Bases 292 to 1050 code for a protein of 252 amino acids.